UUUCAAUCAGCAGAUAACAAUGUGGAAAAUUAUUAGUCGAAAGUUGUGAAGAUGUGUUGAUUUGGUGAAGACUUUUGUGUUGAAAUUGUUCUAAAAAGUUUAGGACUAUCAGUGAUUAUGAACAUAUUUUAAAGGAUUAUUUUGAACAAGUGGUGAAAAUGUAUGGCAUAAUAAUGGAUUUAAACGCUAUUUGGAUGAUUAUGAUACUUGUCCAUUCUAAAGGUUCUGGAGGAGUGCUCAUUGAUCCCGUGUACGGUAUUGCGAAAAGUAAUUUGGAGGAUGAUGGUGGGGGAUUAAGUUUUGUGCCAAACAGUCCAUACGACUCUGGUGCAAUUUUCAGUCCCUCAAAUCAAAAUCCAACAGACAGUAAGCAGGGCCUAAGAUCGGCUGCGAUAAGUUUCCUGGCUAAGUUACGCCAAUCGAGUCAGCAACCGACGAGGCAACGCCAGCGGCAGUUCUUACUUCCUGCAGUGGCCAUCCCGACGGGUGAAUUGUCACCGGGAGAUUCUGACGCACUUCUCGUAGCUCUGGGAGAAAAUCUUAAUACGGUAUUCCAAUUCCUUGAACCACGAAACACAAAGAAUCAAGGAAGUCAUGCAGAAGGUGAUCCAGAAAAAAGUGUAGAUGAAAUGUCAGCUACAACAACACCGACAGACAACGGCCAGAAAAGGGCGGCCGCCUUGAGGAGUAGCAUGUCCAGAAGGUCCCAUUCCUUUGGAUCGGUCAACAGUCUCAGCAAAGAGCAACGCUUCGCGCCAUCCAUCAGUGUUGGUGAGUCGUACGGUGCGCUGACCAACUUGGGAGAUUUCUUCCAACACCUGAAGCAGAAUCUGGAAAACCUGGAAACUAAAAACCUCUCGAACGAGCAGGUCAAUCUUCUUGAGGGACAAAAUAUGGUCUCCAACCUCCGCAAAGAGUUUAUCGAAGACUACCCCAGACCUGCCGGAAGUGCGGCAUUUCUACACGCUAUACGCAAUUAUCGCCCUUCAAAUCGUAUCCGAGCGCUGGUAUCGUCGGUUCCGGAUCUGUACCGGGGAACCAACUACCACGAUCCGGUGUUCAAACUUGCCGGACUAGGAAAGUAACUUUCCCGCCAUUAAACCGGCCACCCCUCUUGCUCUCAUGCUAAUGACCCGUGCUGUGCUGUGAAUUGAUGGGAGGUAACAAAACAACGUAAUUCUUCUAGGUUCGUGUCUUCUUUGCCCCUCCAAUUUCCUGAAUGAAUGGCCCCACAAACGAAAACUUUUCAGUACGCCUUUUUGCUCAAGCCAAAAAUACCUAUAAGUUGUCAAGUUAUAGAAAAAAAGGAGAGAGAGACCGCCAACAAUACAUGAUUAGAAAAAAAAUCAUAUCCUAAUCAUAGAUUCCUGAAAACAGGAACGGUGCUGAUACAGUCCUUUGGAUUAGGGAAAUUAAAAAAGGACCACCCGGUAAGCUGCCCGAUGGCCCAGCUGAACAAUAAAAGUCCACGUUCAUGUCGAUACACUACAAGAUUGUAAUAUAAAGACCUUUUGCUUUUGAUGUGCCAAACAUAUU
This is a messenger RNA of Uranotaenia lowii, 1536 nucleotides long. RefSeq lists its product as uncharacterized. NCBI's taxonomy places the organism in Eukaryota, Metazoa, Arthropoda, Insecta, Diptera, Culicidae. Bases 159 to 1085 code for a protein of 308 amino acids. The record is from RefSeq and is a predicted model, not a curated record. The transcript is spliced from 5 exons.